GCACAUUUAACUGUGAAGUUUGCAGCGGGAGAGGCUUUCCUUCAAGCUGUUAGUGUUUUAUCCUGGCAGGCUCCUCGAGGUUGUUGUGAGGAGUCUCGCCAGUUGGUGAGCUUUGUAAUCUAAACCAGCUGUCCCAGGCUGAGGCCCCCAUUUGCAUUGUUUAACAUACUUAGAAAAUGAAGUGUUCAUUUUUAACAUUCCUCCUCCAAUUGGUUUAAUGCUGAAUUACAGAAGAGAACUAAGCAAAACCAGGUGCUUUCUCUGUAUUCUCUCCAGUGUCUGAGGAGGUACAGACGGCUCCCGAUCUUCUCCGUUACUUGCUAUUUCAUUCUUUGGACUAUAAAUGACUGAGGAACUGAAGUGCUAGCAGAGUGUAAUGUUUGGAAAAACUUUCUAGUUAUUCAUCAGCGCAGCCUCUGGUUUUUUUCCACCUUUCCCCAACGGUUUUGGACAUGCAAGGAUUAAAAAGGAUACUGACUGCUUUCACACUGGCCGUCUGCCUUUCAAGCCCCGGAAAAGCACAGCAACAAUGCACUAAUGGGUUUGACCUGGACCGUGCCUCUGGGCAAUGCUUAGAUAUUGAUGAAUGUCGGACUAUUCCUGAGGCCUGCAGAGGAGAUAUGGUGUGUGUCAACCAGAAUGGUGGCUAUUUAUGCGUACCCCGAACAAACCCAGUGUAUCGGUCACCAUAUCUGAAUCCUUAUUCAAAUAUUUAUCCACCGCCCCCAGCACCAGGCCCCGUUCCUAACUACCCGACUGUUACAAGACCUUUGAUGUGUCGAUUCGGUUUCCAGUUGGAUGAAAAUAAUCAGUGUGCUGAUGUGGAUGAAUGCGCUUCAGAUUCUCACCAGUGUAACCCCACCCAGAUCUGCAUAAAUACUGAGGGGGGCUAUACCUGUUCCUGCACUGAAGGCUACUGGCUGUUAGAAGGCCAGUGUUUAGAUAUAGAUGAAUGUCGCUACGGCUACUGCCAGCAGCUGUGUGCCAACGUGCCCGGUUCCUACUCCUGUACCUGCAACCCAGGCUUUACCCUUAAUGAUGACGGAAGAUCAUGCCAAGAUGUGAACGAAUGUACAAGCGAAAACCCUUGCACUCAGACCUGCGUCAAUACCUAUGGCUCUUUUCUCUGCCGCUGUGAACCUGGCUACGAACUGGAAGCUGACGGAGUUAACUGCAGUGACAUGGACGAAUGCAGCUUCUCAGAGUUCCUCUGCCAGCACGAAUGUGUGAAUGGGCCUGGUUCUUACUACUGUAUCUGUCCUUCGGGCUAUAACUUGCUUGACGAUAGCAGAAGCUGCCAAGAUAUCAAUGAAUGUGAAAUCAGAAACUUCACCUGCACUCCGCAGCAAACGUGUUUCAAUAUCCCAGGAGAAUAUAAAUGUUUAGACCCAGUAAGAUGCGAGGAACCUUAUAUCCAGAUUAAUGAGAACCGCUGCAUGUGUCCAGCUGAAAACGCCGGUUGCAGAGAUCAGCCCUUCACCAUCUUGUACAGAGUGAUGGAUAUGGUGUCCGGGCGGUCGGUGCCUUCUGACAUUUUUCAGAUGCAAGCAACAACUCGCUACCCUGGAGCCUAUUACAUCUUCCAAAUCAAAUCAGGGAACGAGGGCAGGGAAUUCUACAUGCGGCAAACGGGACCCAUCAGUGCUACGCUGGUGAUGACCCGCCCCGUGAAGGGGCCCCGUACUGUUCAGCUGGACUUGGAAAUGAUCACCGUCAACACCGUCAUCAACUUCAGAGGAAGCUCUGUCAUCCGGCUGAGGAUAUACGUAUCACAGUACUCCUUCUAAACCUGGAGUUCGUGCCCUGGAAACAUUAAAACAAAAGAGACGGUUCCUUCUCUGCAGAACUCUCUCCUCAGAAGCCAGUACGUAUAGCAGCUCUAAACCAAACCAGUAUUUCCACAGACCCGGUGACCUACACCUGCCUGAGGAGGGAGGUCUCUCCAUGCACAGUCCCUGCCAGGAUGCAGACAUCUGAAGAUGUACCGUCAGCAGAUCCCCUACGAUUCUCUCUGUGGUUAUGUAUUUUAAGGACUCUUCUUUCCAUUGUAAACACUUCUAGGGUAUGAGUCUAUGUUUGAAAGACUGUGAACCUUUGUAGCUCCAAGGCUGCUUAGCAAAAAGCACCAAAGAAACUGAGGAAAAAGCUGGCUUUUGCAAUCUUGCCUUUUUUUUUAUUUUUUUCAUUGUAAAUGGAAAGCAGACAAACAAGCAGAAACACAAACAAAAAGCCACCUAUUGAAACAAGGGAUCUCAGAAGUGCUAACUUACAUUCCCAAUUAUCUCUGGAAUUAUCAGUCAGGCACUUUGUCUCAAUUCACCCUGCAUUUGUCUUAGUUUCACCUGUUUUUUUCUUUGAUUCUAUUUUAUAGUUAAAAAUCAUUGUAAAUUCAUUCCAAAAUACAUGUUGUACUAUGUAAUCUUCUACUUUCUAACAAAGCGUCACAUGUUUGGGUUCCUUCCUGUAUUAAAUCUUUCUAUAUAACAGAGUUCACAGAAAUCUAUCACUGGUUGGUAUGUUUUACAAUGUUUAGGGUGUUUUAUCCUUAUUUACACCCCGACUCUUUGACACAGCCCUCCACUGCCAGAAUAGUGUCCAGGGACUUUAGAGCAGAUGAGAAUCAGAACUUUAUCUUUCCCUGAGUGUGCUAGUUGCAAACAGUUUGUAAUGGUUAUAAGGUAGUGGUACUAAUUGUAGUUAAGGCUGCAAUUAAUCUCCUGGUCAAGGACCACUCAGCUCAGACCCGUCCAAAUUCCUUCAGAAAAAAAAAUGAAUUGUUCUGUUCAUGCACAGUCUCUCUCCUACAUUCCAAACACCGGGGAAAAUAAGCUGAAAAGAACUUGGACUUAUUGUUUGUGCCUCUGCCACAAAGCAGACCCCCACUAUACCAGUACCCAGACCUCAAAUGACGGGAUCCCACAGUUUCCAUAGGCAAUGUCUUCUCAGGUAUAACUGCUGUAACCAAGAGAAAGUUUCUCCUAAAGUCUAAUCUGAAUCUCCGCUGUUGUAAUUUCAAUCCAUUGCUUUUUAGCCUACUUCCAGUAGAAAUAGAGAACAGUUUAUCUUCCCCUUUGCAGCAGUCUUUAACAUGUCUGAAGACUGUUGUCAUGUCUCCCCUCAGACUGUUUCUCUCUAGUCUAAACAAACCCAAUUCUUUUGGUCUUUCCUCAUACAUCACAUUUUCUGGACCUUUGAUCAUUCUUGUUGCUCUCGCCUGGAUUCUCUCCAGUUGGUUCACAUCUUUCUUCAAGUGCAGUGCCCAAAACUGUGAAAAGUAUUCCAGCUGAGGCCUCACAGUGCUAAGCUAAAUCGAUAUGUAUGUUUAGAAGUUUGAAAAAAAAAUAAUAAAUAAUUGUAUAGUUUGGAGGUAUAAUGCUCACCUUGUUGAAACCACUGGCAGUUUGGUCUUUUGUUUUAGUAGGGAUGAGGGUUCAUACGCCUCGUUCUUAAAUUUCUCUGAAGCAAGCUCUUUUGCUUCUUCCCCCUGCUUUUUUCUUAUUGUCUCAUUUGCUCUUCAGCAUCACCAGGGCAGGAAAGAUAACCUUUGCUUUGUCUUUUUGAGGGCUGGAAGUGCUUAAUGCUACUCGGGAAAAGGAGUUUAUGAAGAUUAUAACGCAAGCAGGCUGGAGCAUAACAGAAGCAUUAUGUGGGGUAUUCAUUAAAGUAGAGUAUUAAAUGGGAGAAUACAGACUCAGAAAGUUACCACAACACAGGCUGCGUGACACAAUCUGAAAAUUGACCCUCUUGUUCCUAAUAAGCUUUGUGAGUUAGCCUGGAGUUGUUUUUCCCUUGCUUUAGUAGAGACUCUGCUCUUUUUACUUGUACUCAGCUUGAAGGAAGCCCUGAUGCAAUGGCUCACAGCAAGGAAAUGCUGAGCUGAGUGUGCUUAACAGCUUCCAUUUCUAUACAGUUUAAAGUUUUCUCUGUGCUGCUACAGUGUCCUGGGAUCCUGUGGCUCAGAGCUCUGUGCACAGGCUGUCCUUUAUUGUAGAAACAAAAAGGCUGGAGCCUGACUGCAGGGUUUAGUGGGCCAAGUUGAGGGCAGGACGCCAAUGACUUUUGUGAGUAGCCGACUUGGAGGAGAUAAAUGUAGAGGAAACGUGCAGAGAAAUAUCAGAAACAAGAAUGUGUUUCCUGAAUGUAUCAUGGCUCAUCGUACACCACAGUCUUGGAGGGGAAGAAUAGAGAUGACCAGGAAGGAGGAAUGCUAGUUUAUAACCGUGGGGCUAGAAGUGCUCAUGUGUCCCAGGCGAUGGAAGUGAGACGUGGGAAACAAGUCGGCUCUGGUGGCCCAGACAGCAGACAAGGGGCAGGCAGAGCCUUGCAUUAAAGAUGUUAAACUCUCAACAUACUGAAAGUUUUCCCAGUGCUUAAAAGCCCCCUUUGCCCCCUUGUGUGCCCCUAUGUUAUGGCUUCUUCAUGUCCAGUUGAGGAGUCCUCUCUCUUCCUGCCAUCACAUCACCUUCUGGAGAGGAAGCGCGCCCUUGUUAGACGUCAGACAGCUUCUCACUUCUGGGCUGUUCUCCCAUGGCCCCCACAUACCAACCUGAUUUAACCCUAAUUUAGAAACAUCAAAACCCAGAGGAAUUCCAUAACAAAACACUUUGUUAAAAGAGUAGAGCUUGAACGCUUGGUUUUAGCAGGGUCCAGCAAGUACUCAUAAAACAAUAUUACACUUUCUAUAUAAACAUUCUGCGCCUUAAAAAAAAAAAGUGAAAAGUCUGGAAACAAAGGAAUUCAGCCACUUCUCAACCGCCAUAACAUCUUUCAUCACUCACUAUCACUCCAGCCAACUUUAACUUUGCCAAAAUAUAUGCCAAUCUCAAAAUAAUAAAUUACUAGCAGUUUAUAACAUAUAAACUCUCCAUUUCCUAGUCAGGGGUCUGUUUCCAACAGACCAUUGCAGGCUCGUAUAUUACAGCAAUUCCCACCAAAUGAAAAAAAAAAAAAGGGGGCUAUGCAUGUCAGGUUUUUACAGCAUGAAAGUUAAAAAUGCAAACUUGCAACUGCUGUAUACAUUCACAUUCUCCUUUGAGGCCGGGCCUCCCUAAAAGCAGACAGAAUUCCAGGUCUGCUCAGAAAAUGAUUCUUUAUUCCAACCUAUUGCAGAGGAUUUUCUAACACAGAGAGUUUUACCAUAUGGUUAAUAGACAGUGUUCUGGAGGGCACUGACCCUGGUCUGGGCACGUGUGGCUUCCCUCCAGCUCUGCUCCGACACGCUCCUCGCUUGGGGCGGGAGAGCCGUUCCCUGGCCGAGCUGGGGUGGGACACAGCUCUUUGCCCCUCCUGCCUGUCUGCCAUCAGGUCUGUUUAAACAAAGGUCCUCCGGAGAAAGAUUGCCUCUCACUAUGUGUUUGCACAGCACCCAUUGCCAGUGCAAUAAUUGGAAUAAAAGUAAACAAAAGCAGAAACGGCAGUAAUCUUUGAUACAGAUCACAGUGAUUGGGAAGGAGAAUCUAUUCUGAUAAAUGAACCCAGCGACUCACGCUAGUCAGGUUAGGUGCCAGAGGUCGAAGAAUGGCAAGAGAUGAAUCAUCCAAGAGAUGAAUGUGUCCUAUCAUCUGGCUUAUUUGACUUUGAGGUGUUUUUAGGGGAUUGACUUUUUUUGAGACAGACAACAAAAUGUAUUUCAUCUAUGAGUUUGCUGGAUCCCACAGAAUCACUUUUCAACUUGUGCUUCUCUGACAACAAUAACUUUAUUGAGAAUAAGUAAGCUUCUUUGAGUAUCUGGUCACCGAGCAUCACCGAGUGGAGUCUCCAGGGCCAUUCGCACACAGCUUUCUCCUUUUCAAUUUGGGGGCCUGUACUCAUAUUUACCUUUUUUUGGCUCAGCUUUUAGAAGAGUAAACUUUCAUUGUUUCAUAAACAUGGUAUCAGCAUCAGUUGAACUUACAUAUUCAUUUUUCUCUGUCUAGAGCAAGCAGAGCAAUAGAAUCAGUACAGUUUGUGGUCAUUCAAGUUCUCCAGUCUGGCUUAUUCGCAGAAUAUGCUACUGAAUGUCUUCUGUAGUGUGUAGCUGUAUUAGGACCCACUGUUCUAAGAUGUUAAAAAGAAAAAAAGGAAUAAAAGUAUGCCCUAACAUUAUUCAAGCCUGACAGGCACUCUUGUUAAAAUAAAUCUCUAUCCUGGAUGGACAAAACCUUCAGCUGCUGCUAAUUUGCAUGACUGCUGCUCUUUAAUGGAAAGAUAAAAGUCAUCCUUAGGACCUUCCCUCUGUGUGUGUAAUGCACCGUGCAUGUAUAUCUAUACAAGGAGAAUUUACAGAAGCUAAAACUAGUUGUGGUAGCGUGGCUCUGCCUUUGGAAGUCAAAGAGUUGCAAGACAACACGGCACAAGCAAAUUGUGUUUCCUCAUCUGACGCUAGUGCAGACAAGUGGUUUACACCCAUCACAUUUUGUUGUUUUAAGUCUCUGAACCAAUUUUGAAUAGCUCAGCCCCAAAGCAGGUGCCAUGCAUGAAGACUGAGGCUGAUGGUCAUAACUUUCGGGGAUUCCGCAGAAAGCCUGCCCAGAAAGGUGACCUGUGCUGACGGGUCAGUGCCGUAGGGAGUGUAAUGGUCCAGGGGUAUUUGCGCAGGGACGUUUCUGAUCCUGCAGCUGCCUCUUUCCUCGCCUGUUUCAGUGUAGAGUGCAUCUGCUGUCUGUAAGCGUGCACAUCCGAGGUGGAAAUCUCACCUGUUCCACUUCUGAGUUCAAACUUCUGAGAUCCCUCUAGUGGUUUCCACUGGCCAAACUGAUCCCGCCCCUACCCACCCCUCCCCCCCGCCAUGUAACUCAACUAAUAUUGGUGAAGGCACACGAGGGAGUCUGGGGACAAGGCAGAUAGAUACACUUGUACACCAGCAAGUAAAUAAUGAUGCAGUAACCUUGGUGUAAGAAUGGAGGAAAGUAGCUGGGUAGCAAAGGGAUCUUUAGAAAACACUUCAGUGACCAAAAAUUCCUGAAAUGUUCAAUCUCUUUCAAUUGAGAAAGCUGGGGAGGGGCUGUUUGCGAGGGCAUGUAGCGAUAGGACGAGGGGCAAUGGUUUUAAACUAGAGCAGGGCAGGUUUAGAUUAGACAUUAGGAAGAAGUUCUUUACAAUGAGGGUGGUGAGACACUGGCCCAGGUUGCCCAGAGAGGUGGUGAAGGCCCCAUCCCUGGAGACAUUCAAGGCCAGGCUGGAUGAGGCUCUGAGCAACCUGAUCUAGUUAAAGAUGUCCCUGCUUACUGCAGGGGGGCUGGACUAGACGACCUUUAAAGGUCCCUUCCAACCCAACACAUUCUAUGAUCCUAUGAAUUCCCUUUUGUAUCUCAGAAGCCACUCAUUCUCCCUUUUGAUUUUGUCCUGGACAAGUGAUCUCAUUAUGGUCACGCACUGCAAGCACAUGCUGAGUGAGCUCCACUUCUCCUCCGGCACCACAUAACAUUUUUCACUUUGCUUUCUGGAGAUCAGUUGUAGGCUAUGUGUCUCUUCUAGGCUCUGACUGACCUCGGUUGCUUUUCUCAUAGCCAAGGCAGAUCAUGCCAGGUUCCUCUGCACCCACCAUCUGUACAACAAGCUCUUCAUGUGUCUCACUGGAAAUGCAGGCACUGCUGUUGGCCCAUCAGCCGCUUUUGUACCCCUCUCCCCCUGCAGUGUCGGUAGGCACCCUUACAGCAAAGUAUUAGGUCUGAAUGGCCGAAGGGAUCACGCAGCCUGCUGGCAGAGCCUGGCUUCAGGAAGAAGAUUAAAAAAAAACAACCCACAAGCCCCCAGUUUUGAAGGCGAUAGAUGCUCUUUUAGGUCCUGAUGAAUCACUUUUCUCCUGAAAUUGCGUCUACAUCAUGCUGGCUUGACAGUCUCAAGGCUUUUCAAGAAGGACAUGCUUAUGCAAUACAUCUUUAGGCUCUUCACACUUUGAUGGGGUUUUCCCAGUUUGCAGACGGAGUAUUUGGCCCAGUCAGAGAGAGUGCAAUGUGAUCACCCCGAAGCUGAAGUCAGUGAUCACCUUACAUCAGGUCUGGAUUUAGCCGAGUUUUAUUAUAAGCCUCGAAUCUCAGUGUCAGUGGUAUAAAUGUAAACAGAUCUGUAUUAUUUUGACAGUAGAGCUGAAAGAUUGUUUCCAGUAAAUAAACAGUAGUAUGAUUGCAGUAUCUCUUUCUCUGUGGGCACUGUCUUUGGGUACUUUAAGAUUUCUUGAGAUAUCCUUUGGCACUUCAAAAUUUCCUCUGCUAUUUCAAGCUAUUCAUUGAUGUGUUUCCGUGAGUGGUUCCUCGUCCCUGUUCUUCAAAGGUCAACGCAGGCACUUGACUCUACAUACUGUUAAAACAUCAACUAUACCCAAGCCUUUGCAGAGUCAUGACUCAUGCAUCGUUCAUAGGAGUCGGUCCUCUCUGUAACCUAUAAGGAAUUACGUUGACUUCCUUGAGAUUCUGCAGUGUUCAAAGUAAUGCAUGUGCUUGUGUUUUUCAAGACUGGGACCUUAGUCUGGAGACUGUUCAUCAGCAACUUGCUGCAAAUGUUCUGUAUUCAACAUGUGAAAUCAUAGCUACAAAGGUUAGUUUUGACAAAAUCCUCAAAAUAUAUGGUGCUUCCUGGCUGCCUACAUAUAACGCACACACAAUUCAAAAGUCCAGCACCAGAGUUCUCCAGUGUUCAUAAGAAAUCAUUGUUUUUAAGAAACAUUUUGGUCAGUAAACUCAUUUUGUAGAUUAUGUGAAAUGCAAACAAAAAGGCUGCCAAGAUUACACAGAUUUGUGAUUCAAAUCAGUAUCCCCAAGAAAACCUGAAUGGAGUUCAUAAUUUUAAAAAGUUCCUUUGGACUAUGACAUCUGAUGCCAUUCAGGGAGAGGAAGGGGACAGAAAAACUGCCAGCUUCUGAAACAGCAGCUAUUCUACCGAGAUCCUGGGGCUCCUGCAGCAAUCAAACACCCGUCAGCCCAAGCCUCCACCCCAGCCCAGUGAGGAAGGCGCAAAACUCAUAGAGACAUGUCCUCGGCUGGAGGAGAGAUAUCUUCAUUGGCUUCUUAAUGAUGUCAAGUGGCGAUCUGCUUCAUAGCAUGUAUAAAAUUUCUCAUUGUGUUUACACAUCUAUGGAAAAUUUAAAAUGACAGGACCAAGCUGUUGCCUACCACAUGCACACUACCUGCAGCGAGCUCCAGCAAAUCCUGCUGCCAUUCCCCAGGGCUGUGCUCACUUAGAAUUACCCGCUCUGAUUUGGCCUGAGUUAUGAUGGUGAAAAUGACAGCAUUCGGUUCACACCAGUGUAAAGUCAUUCCCAUAGAUGGAAAAAAAGAGAAUUAUUGAGGGAUAAAAUUACAAUUGAACCAGAAAGUUAAUAAAAAAGAGCUUGCUCGUUAGUUAACCUUCAGUGCUUUGGUUAUGAUGUCAUUGGUAAGGAGAAAAAUAAUCAACCACAAACCCAAAAUAUUAAAAAGGAGAUUAUCUCCUUAGAAAGAUAAAUGCCCAUGUAGCCUAUAAAUAGCUCUGGAAUGAAGACAUCCCACGCAACAUCUGGAAAAGGAAGAAUUCACUCCUCUACCUCCAGCAUCCCUGUCUCCCACCAUCAGGAUUAAGCACAGUUGAUCCUUACUAGGAUACAGCCACAAUGGCUGGAUGACGGAUGGGCCAAGGAAGAGGCAGCCAUGGCCAGAGGCAAGGGAAGGACAAACCAAGGUAGUGUAAAAGUACGGAAUGCUCCCAGUGUGCAGGCUCUCUGAGACAAGUCUCUCUCUUGCUGUAUGAAGCUUUUUAGCUUUGCUUGGGCCUUUGAAAGACAGAAAAUUUCUAACAGUCACUUCAAUAAAAAUAGGAAGGCAGCAUUCAUGGGUUUGAAUAAAGCAUCAGUUUUCAAAAAAAUCAGGCAGCUUGGGCCAACCUGUCACCUAAUGAGAUGCACCCGACACUGGUAGCCUCUAAGUACAAUUUAAGGUGUAGCACAUAUAACACCACCUCAUACCAACAGUUUCUCUGCAACCAGUAGAGGUGCAGGCAGAAGGACUCGCUGCCCAGCUCGAUGGAUGCACCACACAACUUCUGCUUAAACAGUCAUUUCCCUAACUCUUACUUGCAGGCUGUCCAGAUUAAUAAACAUGUUAUAUUUUGUAGUCUUCAUUCAUUUCAGAAGAAUAAUACUGUAAUUUAAAAUGGAUGGUUUCAAUGUCCCUCGUCCUGCCCCUUUAACCUAUAACCAUUAUUUCAUUUGUAGCAGAAAAUGAGCUUUUAAUUCUUGUAUUGUUUUGCAACUUGUGAGCAAGUUACAUUGAAUACACCA
Messenger RNA from Chroicocephalus ridibundus (black-headed gull), 10231 nucleotides. RefSeq names its product fibulin 5 (gene FBLN5). The transcript is spliced from 11 exons. Gene Ontology annotation, molecular function: calcium ion binding. NCBI's taxonomy places the organism in Eukaryota, Metazoa, Chordata, Aves, Charadriiformes, Laridae. Bases 453 to 1787 code for a protein of 444 amino acids. The record is from RefSeq and is a predicted model, not a curated record. Gene Ontology annotation, biological process: elastic fiber assembly.